CAGCAUCUUCCUCGAAAAUUCCGCCACCAUCUGCGUCAAACUCUGUCUGGAGAUCCAAUUUAUCACGUGUUUCUGUAUGUGGACAAACGAAGUCGCGAUAGCUCUCGGUUCCUGACACCUCCCCGGUCGUUUUGCGCAUCCAGUCGAACCCCGAUCGCAUGAAGAAGCCACAGGUUUCGGAAGAAGUCGUAGAUGAUUGGGAGGACGACGAGGAUUUGGAAGAUGUCGUGUGCUCUCCAGAGCAGGAGGGAGAAGAGGACCAGAGAAGGGCUGACAAACGCUCGCCUCAGGGCGCGCAGGGAUCGGGAGAAGACUCUAAUCGUUGGCUAUGGGACGAUGCAAACAACCGCGCUCCGCCCG
Mycena citricolor is the source of this 360-nucleotide messenger RNA. Lineage: Eukaryota; Fungi; Basidiomycota; Agaricomycetes; Agaricales; Mycenaceae. The record is from the annotation of a GenBank genome assembly.